AUGCAUGUUUGGUCCUUUGAAAUAGGUCUUUUGGAGCAUUCUGGAGCAUAUGGGACGAAGGAGCAUGGAGGGACUUGGCACAUGGACGCAGCUCAACUGGAUACGCAAAGGAAGAAGGGAGAAGCCAUCUUGAAGACCAGCUCGACCGUCUACUCGACCAACCGGUCGAGUUCCUCAACUCGACCGGCCAAGCUUCAACUCGAUCGAGCUGAGAAGUCAACAGUCAAACCCGAAAAAUGUUGCUUCCCCCUUGACUUUCCUUUGACCCUAAACCUAAUCCUCUUGUAUUUAAAGGCUCUAAGCCACGAAAAAACCACCAAGCUUUAG
Molecule: messenger RNA, 327 nt
Organism: Microthlaspi erraticum
Lineage: Eukaryota; Viridiplantae; Streptophyta; Magnoliopsida; Brassicales; Brassicaceae
Source: the annotation of a GenBank genome assembly